AUUUUAAAGUAUAUUACACAUGAUAUAUAUCUGCCAAAGAUUAUUUUUUGUAAUAAAAAAUUGAAUAAAUUUUGAGCAAUAAAGGGAAAAGAAUUAUAAUUUAGUGUAUAUAUUUCAGCCUUAGAUAAUUAAUAAUAUUAAGCAGCAUUUAAACGACAAGGGAUUUCCCCUUUUCCAAGCACGGCUGUGUUUCUUUUACAUUGUCGUUUGGGCAAGCAAUCUGCUAUGCGUAGGAGAGAAACGAGAUGUUUAUUUUUUUAUCUUUAUGUCUCGCUUAGAUAAGAGUUUAGAUAAUUCAUUACAAUACAUGUGAACCUGAAAACAAUAUCAGUGUGAAGCAGAAUAUUAAUUUCAUUUUCACGUUACUUGGAAACUGACGUAAUCUGAAAACUAUACUGUAUGAAAUAGAUUCAUUUAUAUGCUAUUUAUACAUAAAUCUAUUUAAAAAAAGAGUCCACUUAAGCAGGCGAACAUUUUUCUACACAUAACCAAAAUAUUUUGAAAAUGGCUGCCUGUCUGGAGAGUUUGGAAUUCAAUGACGUCGAAAUCGAUGAUGCACGUCUGAAUAGGAAUAAAACCCAUUACAGAGAAGUUCCUGGAAUAAAAACCCGAAGUUUAAAUGAACUGAAAAGCAUGCUUGGAAAAAAUACUGGAUUUCGACCUUGCAUUGAUGACAAUUUUUUGCUCCGAUUUCUCACGGCAGCUAAGUAUCUUCCCGACGAGACUCUGAAGAGACUUAAGACCUAUUACAUUGGUCGGAAUCUUCAUCCGCAAAUUUUCCGAAACUACCUUCCGAGUAACACCUUAUCAGCUCAAGCGCUCGACCAUAUAAAAGCCCUUCCAUAUAGAGCCAAAAAUUUAUCAGCCGUAGUUAUUAUUAAAUUAGGGAAAGUUGACUUUCAAAAAGUGCCAUUCGUGGAAUUAUUACGGCUGGAACUAAUGGUGUUUGAAACUUUGAUGCAAAACUCUGUUACACAGCUCUGUGGUAUAACUGUUAUUAUUGACUGCGAUGGUUUUUCUCCGGAUAACAUAUCAGAAAUUAUGCCUUGCCUGCCUACUUGUUACAGCGUGUUUCACUACGAUUGCACUUUGGGUAUAAGAUACCUGCAUGUCAUCAAGACACCGGUACUUCUACAACUUCUAUACCAAAAUGUAAUCUCUGCUUGGUCUAGGGAACAGCAAACUCAGGUAGUAUUUCAUUCACCCGACUCGGAUUUAGAAGAGUUGCACAAUCAAGUAUCUAUAGAUUAUUUGCCAGAAGAAUAUGGUGGAAAAUUGUCAUCCUCCAGCUUAGUAGAUCUCAAUCCAAUAAUAAAUGAAAAAGAGAGCUACUUCCGAGAACAGCUGCAGUAUGGGAUAUCAAAUGAUGAGUUAGAGUUGGACUAACUCCCAUUCUGUAUCCAUUUUAAUACAGAUCCCGUUCGAAAUUAUCUUGCUUCAAUUUAGUAGACUUUGUUUAGUAAAUGGAAAAGAGAGUUACUUCAGAGAAUUGCAUCAUUAUGGGAUAUUAAAGGAUGAACAUAAAUUGGACUGAUUCCCAUAUUGUUAGAAAAGUAUGGGAAAGUUUGAGUUUCUUUAAGCACCAGAAAAACCCGAAAAAUUUACAUAGCUCACAACAAAUAUCUUUGCGAAAUGGCAAGCAUAUUGUAUGAUAAAUGAUUUUUAAUAAAAAUUUCACAGUAAAAUUCU
This is a messenger RNA of Argiope bruennichi, 1689 nucleotides long. RefSeq names its product alpha-tocopherol transfer protein-like. Gene Ontology annotation, cellular component: membrane. Gene Ontology annotation, molecular function: phosphatidylinositol bisphosphate binding. The record is from RefSeq and is a predicted model, not a curated record. The transcript has 6 exons. Lineage: Eukaryota; Metazoa; Arthropoda; Arachnida; Araneae; Araneidae. Bases 505 to 1386 code for a protein of 293 amino acids.